Angiostrongylus costaricensis is the source of this 384-nucleotide messenger RNA. Lineage: Eukaryota; Metazoa; Nematoda; Chromadorea; Rhabditida; Metastrongylidae. The record is from the annotation of a GenBank genome assembly.
AUGAUCGGAGUGUUUCAUGAGCGUAGAAGUCUUGUACAUGCUCAUGUGACGAUCGUCACGUCUUUGAUGGUGUUCAUUGACAUAAUCGCUGUGGCGAUAGUCAUCAUCAUGGCUAUUGGUAAUCGGAUAAAGUAUACCUAUACGUUGCCGCAACAUUUUGUCGAUGAACAGAAGUUUUACGCAAUACUCGGACCCUUCUGGAUGUACCUGGGAGCAAUUACGCUUCAUAUUUGGGUGGCAGUGAAUAUGUGCUUCUUGCAGGUGCUCAAUUCGUUCAUCAGUUUUCUUGAUGAUAAACUCAGUGCGAGGAGUUCGCCUGUCGAUCUAAAUCGGAAGCAUCUGAAUGAGAAAGUUGGGGACCCGAGCACAUAUGAAAACUCUUAA